Messenger RNA from Phlebotomus argentipes, 2161 nucleotides. It is a transcript of the gene knk, whose product is annotated as protein Skeletor, isoforms B/C. The coding region runs from base 1 to 2136 and encodes 711 amino acids. The transcript is spliced from 6 exons. The record is from RefSeq and is a predicted model, not a curated record. NCBI's taxonomy places the organism in Eukaryota, Metazoa, Arthropoda, Insecta, Diptera, Psychodidae.
AUGACUUGGGGCUGGAAUUCCUGUUUUGUUGCUCUUUCUACCUGGACCGCCGCAACGCGUGCACAACCAUCACUGUCCGAAGCAAGAUCACAACUGGUUUGGCGUCGUCUUGCUCGCGAGAGAGCGUGUGGGGAAGUGAAUGCGUCCGGAGUGGGGGAAUGGUGGCACAAAUGCGCAGACGAGGAGAAGUAUCAGGGAAAGUUCAUAGGGAAGAUCAAUUCCUACCAUCAUCAGACAUCCGGAGACGUUUACGCGGUGGACGAAAAUACUUUCCUGCUGUCGAGCUUCAACUAUGACGGAAAUGGCGCCGACACGUUCUUCUGGAGCGGCGCCUCAAACAGGCCCGGACCGCAAGGCUUCAUCGUUCCGGACGAAUUUGGCAAGACGAACAUCCUCGAGAGAUACUUCAACAAGGACUUCACGCUCAAGCUGCCGGACAACAAGAAGAUAACGGAGGUCAAGUGGCUGGCGAUCUACGAUCUCAACAGUCAGAAUGACUUCGGCGAUGUGUACAUUCCGGAGGAUUUCGAGCCACCGGCGCCACAGAAGGGCGGCAGUUUCUCGAAAGGAUCUCACGGAGUGCGCAGUGAGAGCAUUGAGAUUCUGGACUCCAAAACCAUCAGGAUUCCUGAGUUCAGUUACGCCGGAGGUGGCAAGAGGACACACUUCUUUGCCGGCGUUGGACCUGCGCCGUCCAGCAAGGGCAACAAGAUUCCCGAUGAGCUGGGAUACUUGGAUCCCAUUCGGAUGUACGACAAGGAAACCAUCACUUUGGAGCUUCCUGGUGACAUGAGCAUCUUCAACAUCGACUGGAUUAGUGUUUAUGAUCUGGAGACUAAUGAGAAUUUCGGAUCAAUCCUCAUUCCGGAUGAUUUGAAUGUCCCGCCAUCGCUCAUUAGGAUUCACAAGCAUCCUGCAGCCUUGCCGAAUUGCCGACAACUCCACAAGGAUCUGAGAGUGUCUUGGGAAGUGUUCGGACCACAAAUAACCCUAGAAUUAGCAGGUCAAGUGCUUCCCGAUGAGUACAUGUCCUUCGGCUUGUCAGGAUCCGAGGAGAGGAGUCAAAUGCUGGGAGCCGAUGUCGUUGUGGCAUACAUCGAUGGAUACAGAGGAUACGCAACGGAUUACAACAUCACAUCGCUCGCUCCUUGCGUUCAAGUUCUCGGGCAGAACAAGGGCGUCUGCAGAGAUGACGUUGUUGGAGGCUUGGACAGUUUUCAGCUGCACACUUUCACUCGCGAGGACGGAAUCAAUACGAUAACCUUCCGGAGAACCCUGAUUUCAUCUGAUCCUGGUGAUAAGGAAUUCCUUCUGGACAAGCCAAUGUAUGUCGUUUGGGCGAUGGGCUUAUUGGAUUCCAACAAGGAACCUGCUUUCCACGAUAUCUAUCCUCGAGAGGAUGUGAUUAUACACUUCAAUUCCACUGAUCCGGUCAAUGAUUGCUUCAGCUUCUCACGCAGUGAACUUUCGCAGCCCAAAGAUCCUUGGGAGAAGACUCAGAUCUUCGACAGGAGCAUCAGAUCGUUCACUUUCGUCCUGGGACCAGCAGGAGGCAAGAGAGGCUAUCAAGGAAUCACUGGACACGUUUCCAAUGGUCUUGCUUGGUACAUUAAUGGUGUCAUGAUUCCGGAAUUGUGGCUCCGGCGAGGUUUGACUUACGCUUUCCGCGUUCAUGGUGGAAACAAUCCUCACUCGCCGGAAUACUAUCAUCCACUGGUGAUCACGGAUGAGCCGAAAGGCGGCUACGAUCGCCUGACGGACGCCAAGCAGUCGGAAAUCAGGGUCUUGGCGGGCGUGGAAUUCACGCGCCGCGGUCGUCCGAAGCCCACGGCCGCCGGUCCGCUGUGCAUAGGACGCCAUCAGGAGCACCAGGAUCGGCGCUUGGACGACAACUUCCCCACAUUCAAGAAGUUCAAUCGAACACUCCACUACACUUGCGAGCCCGGCGAUCCGGCCAUCCUCGAGAUCACGCCCAACACCUCCUGGCCAGACGUUGUGUACUACAACAGCUUCACGCACGCCAACAUGGGCUGGAAGAUCCACAUUGUGGACAGCUUCACCACAAAUGUCGGCUGCAUGCAACGCCUGGAGAUUGUCCUGUUUAUCCUGGCACUGAUUGUGUCCCUGCGGAACUGAAAGUGCGCUCCACGCGGUGUGCGGA